AGAAGUAGGACAAAAAAUUAUAUCAGCAACAGCAAAAGUGGAAGAUACAUAAUUGAGUCGCAGAGCGGAAUUUCGAGUAUUUUAUACGAAAAAUAUCACUAUUUCUGUAGUAGAAAUUAGCAGGUAAAUUAGUGAUUACUGGAUUUUUAACAAAGUACGAUUUAAUAAUAUAUACGCAUGUUUUGUGGAGGACAGAAGUUCGGUUUUUGUGUUUAGAAAAAAAUAAGAAAAUUGGAAAAGAAAACUUGCUUUUGAAUAUUACUACAGUUUUUGUUGCCAAUAACCAAUCUCCGCCACCACCGCUAACACCAGCACCGCCUGAUAAUCGGUUAGACGUCGUCCACCAUCUUUUUGCACCGUGGCGGAUUUGCCCAUUUGAAAAGCUUAGUAUCAAUUUAACAGAUUGUCAGUCUUUUACUAGAGCGAUCGCAACUCUUCACGUGGCAGAGAGUGUCUCCUUAUAACACUAAAGCGAGAGUAGCGAUACAGCGAAUUUUGUGGAGCAUCGACAACGACGUGUAUAUUUGUGGAGAAAUAAUCCAGUUUUAUAACAACUAACUGCUAAAACCAGAUAUUGCACAACGCAACAACUCUUCCAAACGUUUGAGCCUGCUUUAUUGUAAAUAUUAUCAAACAGCAAAAGAGUAGCAAAAAACAAAGCAACAAAUAAUUCGUAGUAUACGAAUUUGCAAAAUUCUUUUUUGAAUUUUUUCUUUUAUUUUGGUUUGUUUGCUUUCGUUUGUAUCACAAUCGCAAUCAAUCAACAAAAACAAUUUGGAUUAUCUUCGUGUUGUGGGUGGCAGAGAUAUAGCAUACCGUACAUAAUACGUGUUAAAUAACAAAAAUUGGAAAAAAAAAAUCAACUUAAUCGAGUUUUAACUUUGUAUCCAAUAAUUUGGUUUAUAUCAUUGGAAGAGAUACUCUUUCUGAUUUUCGUGUGAAUCAUUUUGCGCACCCCAAGGAGGGGAGUUACUUAUUUUAUAUGACUUUUGAAAGAUUAAUUGAAACACCAGUAUUCAAAGGAGCACCACCAACUCCACCUCAACGGAGCAAGUUGGUUAGUUCGUGCAUGAAUUCACAUAGGCGAUACUUAAGUCAUAGGACUUCAAAAUUUUCCAGUAACAGACAUCGGAAGCUGCAACCUUUUAGAGAAACGUGAGCCAAUUCCACACCAUUAGGCACUACGUUUUCCAAUUUUUCCAAAAACUAUUUAUAAAACUAACAACUGCAGCAGCAAAUAUAUAGCACUAAAACAAAUAAAUGUAAAGAAGAAGAAAAAACUAAAAAAAAAAUAAAAUAAAAAUCUUUCAUAAGAUAAAAAAAAAAAUUAUCUACAAUUAUAUAUAUCAAACAAAAAAGCCCAAAAAUUCACUACCAAACCUGAAAUUGGAGUGAAAAUUGCAUAAAAAAGUUUCAAAAAACUGGAACAACGUAUAGCAGAACAGCAACAAAAAUAAUAUAGCAGAACAACAACAACAACAACAACAGCAAAACUGUCAAAACACACAACCGAGUGCGAUUUCCAAAUCGCGUACUGAGUAGUUUUGAUAUAAAAAUUCGAAGCAAAGCUCAAAAAAUUGUGGAAUAGAUCCGCAACAACAACCAAUAGCCGUCUUAAAGUAAAUAAAUAAAUUUAAAGCAAGAUUUGCACUAGAAUAGUGGCAACAACAGCAACCGUCGGCCAAGUUGUCCAUAAUACUAACAAAAUAAAGCGAAAAAGCAAAUACAAAGCGCCAAUUAAGGUGAAAACAAAAACGAACUUCAUGAAUUUAUCAAUAAAGAAGUACAAUAAAUCAAAAAAUAAAAUUUUAAGUCGUCCCCUAACGUCUUCGUCGGCAUCGUCUUGGAGGGCGUUUCGGUGUUACGAAGUCAAAGUCGAAGCAGGUGGAGCAGCAGCAGCAGCAGCAGCAGCAGCAGUAGCUACCAUAGGUUCAGCAGGUAAUUUACUGAUGUCCAGUGCCAUUACUUGGUCACCUUGUUGAGGUUUUGAGUGCUUGAAUGUCAAAAGCGUAAAUAAAGAGAGCCACAAACUCACACGUACAUACUCCGCCUUGUAGUAGUAAAUUGGCUCGAAAAGCAGUAGCAGCAGCAGCAGCAGCAGCAGCAGUGAACGCCGUUCGAAGAGAUUCGCCGUCGUACGCACACGAGCGUUGUCGCAAAUCGCGAAAGCAGAAAACAGAAAUCAGAAGCAAAAAGCAAUUAAUUUUCCAGCUAAAUCUGUAGCGUUGAUUCCUCACAAACUGUUUUUCAUUUUUCAUAUGAAAUCGACGGUGCAAGCGCAAGUGCAGCAGCAGUAGCAACAACAACAGCAACAACAGUAGUAAACGAAAAAUCCGAAAUCCUCAAUUCGCUAAAAUAAAAAAAAAAAUAUAAAUCAUUAUUGAAGUAUAAAAAAAAAAUAUAUAUCAAAAAUCAAUCACCGCAUCGCGAGCAAAAGCGAACGAAAACCGUCAAAAAACAACUUUUGUUUGUCGCGUCGUGUUCCAGUUGAAAAAUAAAGGAAUAUUGCCAAAAUUACGCACAACAAGCAGCGCGAUUUACUCUUAUUAUACACCGUAUACAUUUAUAUUCUUCUAUAUGCAAAAAAAAGCAACAAACACAAUAUUAACAAUCAAUUUUCAAUUAUCCGAAAAAGAACAUAAAAUUAAAAUAAUAUAAAAUUAACCAAAAAAAAAAAAAAUAUCUAAGCAAAGCAUUUGUAUACUCAUAUCCAAAGGAAAACCUUAAAACAGCAAAAAUAACAGAUAAAGAAAUCAACAACAAACAAUAUGGGUUCCGUCAAUGUAAAUCGUAAUGUCACCGACAUUUUCUAUCGCUAUAAAAUGCCACGCAUCCAAGCUAAGGUCGAGGGCAAAGGUAAUGGCAUUAAGACCGUCAUUGUGAAUAUGGCUGAAGUGGCGCGUGCCAUUGGACGCCCGGCCACCUAUCCGACCAAGUACUUUGGCUGUGAAUUGGGCGCGCAGACACAGUUUGAUUAUAAGAAUGAACGAUUCAUCGUAAAUGGUUCGCAUGAUGCCAGCAAAUUGCAGGAUCUACUGGACGGUUUCAUACGCAAAUACGUCUUGUGUCCCGAAUGCGAUAAUCCGGAAACUGAUUUAACCGUUUCGGCCAGGAAUCAAACAAUUUCGCAAGCAUGCAAAGCCUGCGGUUUUCACGGUCUCCUCAAAGUCAAUCACAAGGUGAACACGUUCAUUUUGAAAAAUCCUCCAACUGUCAAUCCGGCUGCACAAGGUUCCUCAUUGACCGAGGGCAAGCGUUCGAAACGUGGCCAAAAGAAGAAUGGUGAGAAUGGCGUGGAUGGUGAUAAGGGAGCAAGCAAUUCCGGCGGUGAGUCGGAUGGCGGCAGCGGCAAUCAGGCCAGUCAAACUGAGGCAGAAAUUAGCGCUGCCAUACCGGAGAAGAAUGGGGAUGACGAUGAUGAUGAUGCCAACUGGAGUGUUGAUGUGUCGAAGGAAGCCAUACGUGCACGUCUACAAGAUCUAACCGACGGCGCCAAAGGCAUGACAAUCUCUGAUGACUACGACAAAACCGAAAAGGAGCGUAUCGACAUCUUCUAUGAGUUGGUGAAGAAGAAGCGUAAUGCCGGUGAACUCGACUCUGUUGCCGUACACAAAGAAUUGAUGAUCGAAGCUGAACGUUUGGAUAUUGUGACCAAGGCCACACUCGUCUUGGCCGAAUUGCUCUUCUCCGAGAACAUCACCCAAGAGGUGCGUAAGAAUCGUAUACUCUUGCUUCGCUUCACACACAACAACCCGAAGGCACAACGUUAUCUCAUUGGCGGCUUGGAGCAGAUAAUCGCAUUGCAUUCAGCCAAAUUAAUGCCCAAAGUGGCAGGUAUCUUCAAACUUUUCUACGAUUCGGACAUACUCGAAGAGAAGGCCAUACUCGAAUGGUCGCAAAAGGUCAGCAAGAAAUACGUGGCCAAAGAAGUAGCAACUGAGAUACAUGAGAAAGCCAAACCGUUCAUACAAUGGCUUAAGGAGGCCGAAGAGGAGGAAUCCUCCGAGGAGGAUGAAAACGACUCGGAUGUGGAGAUCGAAUACAACGAUCGUGCACGUGUGGAGCCGUUGAAGGCGGCUGCUGUGGCCACUGCUACCGCCAAGAAGAUUGUCGACGACGAUGACGAGGGUGAAGAGAUUGACAUUGAUGACAUCUAAAGUGGGACUAUAAAAGAGAAAAGUAAACCAAAAGAAAUAAAUGUAUGCAUGCAGUAGAAGGCGGUGCGACGCUGCAGUUAAAAAGGCGAAAGUUUUGCUACGGAAUUUAGUUUAAAAAAAAAAAAAUUAAUUUUUUUCUUUAUAUAAUUUAUGUAAACCAUUAAUAGCUCCACUACCAGCUAUCGUUGAUGUGCUACAUUGCAUUGCGACCUCUCAUUCAAUUGACUUCAAAAUUUCUUUAUUUUCCUCUUUUUUUUCUUAAAUUUCUGCUUUCCAGUUCAAGUGACGCUUGCCUCACUCAGUCCAAGACCAGCGCACACCAACUGCUGCAUAAAUUUUUGUGUUUGCGCUUUUUGUCGAAUUGAAAUUUUUAUUUUUUGAUUUAUAACUUGUUUUAAAUUUAAGCCUUUUUCGCGUUAAUAAUAUUUUUACCUAAUUUUAAACGGCAGAUGAAAUGCAAGAAAAGAUGCGACUUCGUAUUUGCUUAGACACUUUGCUAAUUAUUUAUACAUACAUACAUACAUACAUACAUAUAAAAAAUGAACUUGAAGAAAAUUUUAAGAAAAAAAAAUAAUAAUGAUGCAUGCACACCUUGAAACAAAUGAUCAUAAAUAAGUAAAUGCAAACACAAUAUUUUUUAACGGUACUACAUAGAAUAUAGCAACUCCGUAUACACAUACAAACAUACAAUAUACAUACAUAUUUUUCCAAUAAUGUUCUGUCUCUACGCUUUCCACACGAUGGUAAUGAAUGCUUAGCGCGCUUACUUUUCCAAAAGAAUAAAAAAAAAA
This is a messenger RNA of Ceratitis capitata (Mediterranean fruit fly), 4948 nucleotides long. RefSeq names its product eukaryotic translation initiation factor 5 (gene eIF5). Lineage: Eukaryota; Metazoa; Arthropoda; Insecta; Diptera; Tephritidae. Gene Ontology annotation, molecular function: eukaryotic initiation factor eIF2 binding; translation initiation factor activity; GDP-dissociation inhibitor activity. Gene Ontology annotation, biological process: formation of cytoplasmic translation initiation complex; translational initiation; formation of translation preinitiation complex. The coding region runs from base 2769 to 4157 and encodes 462 amino acids. The record is from RefSeq and is a predicted model, not a curated record. The transcript has 6 exons. Gene Ontology annotation, cellular component: cytosol.